CGGUCAGAAAACAAAAAAGUGGACCAUUGCAUCUGAAUACGCAACAGACAUAUUCACCAAAGGGCAAAUCCAAGAAGAAGUCACGGGACUCGUUCAAUUGACCAAGACGAUAUUCUGAGAAGGAAGGCACACUCCAAGACCUGGACCUCCUGCCACCUUCCAACCCUUUGAGAAUUUCUUCGCACCAGAAGGCACAAAACCCAACUCCUUCUCCCAUCCUCUUCUCCUCCUCCUCCUCCUCCUGCUCCUCCUCCUCCUCACCCUCAACAACCAACAACCACGCACGCAAUUCCUUUCAUCGCGGCUUUGUUGGGUUUUCCUUCACAUCACCACCAAUCCCUCUUACAACCUCCUCCGAAUUACUUCAGAGACACGCACGCGCACUCUCCAACCGCAGGAAGCAAUUCACGAUGGCAGACAUCAUGAAUCUCUUCUUGCCCAACCUCAGCUUUGGUUGGUCCCCCACCGCCUGGAUGUAUCUGUUUAUCGCCCUUUGGCUUCAUCGUUACACCCGUCUUCUUGUCAACUGCGUCAGCCACUGGGUCUACAAGUCCAAGCCGAUCCCCGCCAACCCUACCUUCACAGCUGACGACGUGACCGUCAUCAUCCCCACCAUUCACAAUGUCUUUGAGGAGCUUCGUCCUUCUCUGCUCAGCAUCAUCGCCUGCAACCCUCGCGUUCUGAUGCUCGUUACUACCAGCGAGAAGCAUGCCUCCCUUGAGAAGCUUGCUCGCAGCCUGCCUCACCCUAACGUCCAGGUCUACUCCACUCCCAUUGCCAACAAGCGUCUUCAAGUUUGCGAGGCCUUGCCCAAGGUUACCACCAAGCUCACUAUCAUGGCCGAUGAUGAUGUCACCUGGCCUUCUACUAUGAUGCCCUGGAUUCUCGCUCCCUUCGAAGACCCCAAUAUUGGCGGUGUCGGCACUUGCCAGAGAGUUAAGCGCGUCUGGGAUGGCCCGCUGUCCACUCGCAUCUUCAACUGGCUCGGCGCUGCCUACAUUGAGAGACGCAACUUCGAGAUCUCGGCUACCCACAACCUCGAUGGCGGUACUUCCUGCAUGUCUGGCAGAACUGGCGCCUACCGAUCUGAGAUUCUUUCCAGCCACGACUUCCUUGAGGGUUUCAAGACCGAGAAGUGGGGCAAGUACAUCCUCAACGCCGAUGAUGACAACUUCGUCACCCGCUGGCUCGUCAGCCACCAGUGGAAGACUUGGAUCCAGUACGAGAAGGAGUGCGAACUCGAGACCACUCUGGAGAACAGCACCAAGUUCCUCUACCAGUGUUCCCGCUGGGCCCGCAGCAACUGGCGCAGCAACUGGACCAGUCUUGUCCGUGAGAGAUACGUUCUCACUCAGCAGCCCUGGUGCACUUACGCUCUCCACAUUGCGACCUUCACUUCCUUGGCAUUCCUCUUCGACCCCCUCAUCAUCUUCACUCUGUGGAAGGGUACCGCCGAUUGGGAUGUCGAGAGCCGCCGCCAGGCCCUCUGGGCUCAGAUCAUCUUCGUGUUCGGCUUCACCAAGGUCGUCAAGCUCGUGAACCUCUUCCGUCGCAACCCCAGCGACAUUCUCUUCCUGCCCGUCUCUAUCCUCUUCGGAUGGGCUCAUGGCAUUAUCAAGCUCUACGCCUUGUCUACCCUCAAGAUGACCUCCUGGGGCAGCAGAGCCGAUGGUGACAUUAACAACGACAUCCGUCUGACUCCCCGCCCCAAGCGAGCCAUGAGUCUUACCACGCCCCCUGGUGGCCAGGACCUCGUCCGCUACCGCUUCGAGCGCCAGAUGACCGAGAAGGUCUCCGACUGGCACCGCCAGGCCAACGAGGCGCGCCGACCCCAGACUGUCCGCAUGAACACCUUCCCUGCGAAGGACAUCAAGGCGCCUCAUGUCACCUUCUCCCUCCUGGAGCACCCCACGGACUAGAUCCUAAGCGACCACGAGUAUCACGAAUUAUGAAUUUGCAACAAAUUGGUUUGCCAGAGGAGAAACGGGACUCUGGCUUGGGUGGCUUUCUUAUGUUUUCUUUCCUGAAGGGCGGAAACGAAGAGGGUUAAUCAACC
Messenger RNA from Colletotrichum phormii, 2056 nucleotides. Its product is annotated as family 2 glycosyltransferase. Bases 411 to 1919 code for a protein of 502 amino acids. The record is from RefSeq and is a predicted model, not a curated record. Lineage: Eukaryota; Fungi; Ascomycota; Sordariomycetes; Glomerellales; Glomerellaceae. The transcript is spliced from 4 exons.